UUGAACAGAAAAAAGAAAACAAAAAUCCAUCGAAUCCAAAUAUGUUCCGAUAUACAGUUUAACCCGAUCUGACCGCCGGUUCCGUGGACCGUCGGAUUUAAAAACCCUUCUGGUCGUGAGUCAUUAAAAGGGUAAGAAAUAAAACUAGCCUUGAACCCUAAACUGAUGGUUGUCUACCUCUCAGUAUGAGGUGCGCUCUUUGAUGAUAACUCGAGUAUACGUCAGAGAAGAUCGUAGGUGAAUCCAAGGUGUUUGAUAAUGGAAGGAGAAGAGAGUGUGUUGGAUGCUAUAUAUGAAGAUGAAGACGGGUUUGAAACCAUGGAAGAUGUUGACAUGGUUGAUGUGGAAGAAGGGGAGAUUGUUGUGGUGCAUGGUGGCAUGGAUGGAGACAAGGAUAAAGAUGGGAUCUUGGGUAAGGAGGAUGGGCAGAAUCAGCCAAACAAGAACAAGAGGAAGAAGAAUAAGAAGAAGAAGAGAAGAAACGGUCCUGUGAUGGGGAAGCCCAUGGAUUUAGACAGGUUUGUGAGGGAUACUUGUAGACGCCUCAAGGAGAAGAAGUCUUACAUGGUAUACACUGCUGUUGGCUGUCUUGGAAUUCCUGCCUUGAGUGAUCUUGUCAAUGAGGUGGAAGCAAUCGAGACAUGUGGGGGUCAGGUGACUGCUGAUGGCAGUAGGAAACGAUCAGGAGGUGGUGUGCUGUGGAACAUCAUCAAAGCGAGACAACCCGCAUCUUACAGAGAGAUUAUGAAAAAGACCAGGGAGUUUGAGAAGCAAUUUAGGUACCCAAACACAAGACCGAAGUUAGGGCCAAAAAGAGAUGAGGGUAGCUCCUCUGAAGGACUUGCCUCAGCAAAUGCAUCUUCUGAUGAAGCUCUGGUCAGUGAGCAGACUGAAACCGAACAGCAAAAGGAAAGGAAAUCUGUUCAUGAGAGAAUCAGAGUACCUGUUUCAUAUGAUGACCUUUUCGGAGAAGUACCUGUGGAUGCUUCAGAAGCACAAGGAGAAGACUCUUCUGUUUAAGCUCCAUUUAUAACAUGUUUGCCUUGGAUUUUUUUUUUUUUUUUGACUUGGUAAACAGUUAUAAGUUUAUAUAACUAAGAAGCUGGGUUACUUGCGGAAAGCAAAGGUUUUGUUGAGAA
Molecule: messenger RNA, 1139 nt
Organism: Brassica rapa (field mustard)
Lineage: Eukaryota; Viridiplantae; Streptophyta; Magnoliopsida; Brassicales; Brassicaceae
Biological process (GO): snRNA export from nucleus
Source: RefSeq, a predicted model, not a curated record